This is a messenger RNA of Lolium perenne, 1221 nucleotides long. RefSeq names its product putative F-box protein At3g25750. Lineage: Eukaryota; Viridiplantae; Streptophyta; Magnoliopsida; Poales; Poaceae. The record is from RefSeq and is a predicted model, not a curated record.
AUGGCCGCCGCCGACACCUCGUCGACGGAGGUGGACUGGUCCAACCUCCUGGACGACCUGCUGGGCAUGAUCCGCUCGCGAGUCGCUUCCCACCGCGGCCGCAUCCGCUUCGCCGCCGUCUGCAGAUCGUGGCGCGCCGCCGCGUCUCGGCACCUGGCGACGCCGGCGCUCCCGCUGCUGGUCCUCUCACUCCACGUCUGGGGCGAGAGAAAGUACGGGGAACUCUACAGACAGAGAAAGCAACUCUACUGCCCCGAGGAAGGCAAGGUUCUCCGCCUUUCGGUCCCGAGCAAGCUGCGCAACGCGCGGUUCUGCGGAACCUAUGACGGCGGAUGGAUUGCCGCCAUGAACAUAUGGGCCGCGGCGACAUUAACGAUCGUCAACCUCUUCUCCGGUGUCGAGGUCGCACUCUCCGGGAAGCAGAAGAGCAUGGCAUGGCAAGGCUACCGUGGAAAACAGAAGUUGAUCCGGAAAAUAAUCUUCUCCGAGAUCCCCACCUCGAGCGGCUGCGUCCUUGCCGCCUUGACCACCGACCAAGGCAAGGUGGCACUCUGCAGGGUUGGCUGUCCAGAUGAAGAGUGGACGAUCCUCGGAUGCGGCACCGAGGAGUUCAGGGAUGUUGUAUUCCACUGCGGGGCCCUCUAUGGCCUGACGCGGCGUAGCGAUAAAUUGUUCAAGUUUGACAUCGGCGUUUACAAAGAUGGGGCGCCCACCACCGCCCACCUAUUUGACAUCCAAUGGCACGGCAGUCCUAAUAGCACAAAGAAGUUCACCACCUACAUCUUCGGAUUACAUGGUAAGUUGGCGAUGGCGGUGAUGACCCCAUGGACGCGAAACCGCAAGCCUUUCUUCAAGGUCUUUGAACUUGCGGCCAAAGAUGCACACCACUAUGAACAGAAGGAAGUGCGUACCUUGGGCGAUUUCGCGUUGUUCUUGGGGCAAACAUGCUCCUCCCGGAUGGUGCAUGUACAAACUGGCGGGCGCGGCAUUGUAAAGAAAAACCACAUCUACUACUCAAAGUAUAGCUAUACGAUGAGUAAUGAGCAACUAGAGCUCUGGGAAACCCAGCUCCUCAUCGUGUCCAUCGGCCCUCCCGACUCCAGCCCGAUCACCAACCACCACCGCGGCUCUGAUGGCCAUCCCUCUCACCGCCUUGCUCUGCAUGCAAUGGAAUGGCUUGGCGAGGGCGAUCAUGAGGACGGCGGAUACAAGGAGCUCUAG